This is a messenger RNA of Hypomesus transpacificus, 7054 nucleotides long. It is a transcript of the gene dab2ipb, whose product is annotated as DAB2 interacting protein b. The record is from RefSeq and is a predicted model, not a curated record. NCBI's taxonomy places the organism in Eukaryota, Metazoa, Chordata, Actinopteri, Osmeriformes, Osmeridae. Gene Ontology annotation, biological process: regulation of GTPase activity.
GAGUCAGAACCUUCCGGUGGGAAUAAUUCGUCGUAGUGAGAUUUCAGCGGUUAUGGAUGUAAAAAGAGAAACAGCGGACAGCCCAAUCAUUCACAUGUCGGCGUGUCACUACCAGGGAUGGAUCAGAGUGUCAGACACGCGGGGUCCCCCGGCCCUCUGGAUGUCGUGUGGCCACCCCUACGAGGAGAGAAGAGUGUGGAACCCCAAGUUCUGCGUGGUGACCGACUGCCAGAUGUUGCUCCUGGAUAGAGAGGAGCAGAUCCAUCCGUUGUUGCUCCAGGAGAGGAGGGCGGACUCAUGCAAGGUCCGCUUGUUGCGACGCACCAUCAGCGUCCCCGUGGAAACGCAGUUCCCAGAAUACCACAACCAGUUGUCCACAAAGAGCGAGUCGCCCCCGGAGCGUGCGGGACGCAGACGCAGCAUGCCAGGCAGCGGGCCGGACAAGACCACGCCCACCAUGGAACCCACCGCUGCCGCCACGCCCUUCAGAGUCACCGGGUUCCUGAGUCGGAGGUUGAAAGGUUCGAUCAAGCGGACCAAGAGUCAACCCAAACUGGACCGCAACUCCAGCUUCAGACACAUUCUACCUGGCUUCAGGAGCGUUGACAAUGAGAGAUCUCAUCUCAUGCCUAGGCUGAAGGAGUCUCGCUCCCACGAGUCGCUGCUCAGCCCCAGCUCUGCUGUGGAGGUCCUGGACCUCAGCAUGGAGGACGAGGUCAUCAUCAAACCUGUGCACUCCAGCAUCCUCGGACAGGACUACUGCUUUGAGGUCACCACCUCAACAGGAAGUAAAUGCUUUUCUUGUCGCUCGUCCGCCGAGAGAGACAAAUGGAUGGAGAAUCUGAGGAGGGCUGUGCACCCCAACAAGGACAACAGCCGUCGUGUGGAGAAUCUGUUGAAGCUCUGGCUCAUCGAGGCCAAAGACCUCCCCGCUAAGAAGAAGUACUUCUGCGAGCUGUGCCUGGACGAUGCGUUGUACGCCAGGACCACCUGCAAGCUGAAGAGUGACAACGUCUUCUGGGGCGAGCACUUCGAGUUCAACAACCUGCCGGCGGUCAAGAGCAUUACCGCCCACCUCUACAAGGACUCGGACAAGAAGAAGAAGAAAGACAAGAACAACUAUAUCGGACUGGUCAACAUCCCCAUCGCUGCCGUGACCGGGAGGCAGUUUGUGGAGAAGUGGUAUCCGGUGAGCACGCCCAAUCCCAGCAAGGGGAAGACGACGGGACCCAUGAUUCGGAUCAAGGCCCGGUACCAGAGCAUGAACAUUCUGCCUAUGGAACUGUACAAGGAGUUUGCAGAGUACACCACCAACAACUACAUGCUGCUGUGCUCUGUUCUGGAGCCAAGCAUCAGUGUCAAGAACAAGGAGGAGAUGGCCUCAGCCCUUGUCCACAUCCUUCAGAGCACCGGCAAAGCCAAGGACUUCCUGACGGACCUGAUGAUGUCGGAGGUGGACCGCUGUGGGGAGAACGAACAUCUGAUCUUCAGAGAGAACACCCUGGCCACCAAGGCCAUUGAGGAGUAUCUCAAACUGGUGGGACAGAAGUAUCUACAGGAUGCCCUGGGUGAGUUCAUCAAGGCGUUGUAUGAGUCGGAUGAGAACUGCGAGGUGGACUCGUCCAAGUGUUCGUCAGGUGAUCUGCAGGAGCACCAGAGCAACCUGAAGAUGUGCUGCGAGCUGGCCUUCUGCAAGAUCAUCAACUCCUACUGUGUGUUUCCACGGGAACUGAAGGAGGUGUUUGCGUCGUGGCGGCAGGAAUGCAGUAAUCGGGGACGACCCGACAUCAGCGAGCGGCUGAUUAGCGCGUCCCUGUUUCUGCGUUUCCUCUGCCCUGCCAUCAUGUCCCCAUCCCUCUUCAACCUAAUGCAGGAGUACCCCGACGACCGAACCGCACGCACCCUCACGCUCAUCGCCAAGGUCACCCAGAACCUGGCCAACUUUACCAAGUUUGGAAGCAAGGAGGAGUACAUGUCCUUCAUGAACCAGUUCCUGGAGCACGAGUGGACUAACAUGCAGCGCUUCUUGCUGGAGAUCUCCAACCCUGAGACAAUCUCCAACACAGCGGGCUUUGAGGGCUACAUCGACUUGGGCAGGGAACUCUCCACCCUACACUCCCUGCUCUCAGAGGUGGUCUCUCAAAUGGAACAGAGCUCCGCCUCCAAACUGGGGCCGUUACCCAGGAUCCUGCGAGAUGUCAACGUGGCACUGGCCAACCCCUCCAGCCUCCAGCUGACCUCCGUGACCUCCGUGACCCCUGACAGGAUGGGCUCUCCUCCCGCUGGCGCCGGCUGCAUCUCCAGUGGGCUGCAGAAGAUGGUCAUUGACAAUGACCUUUCAGGGUUAGUUGACUUUACCAGGUUGCCAUCUCCUACACCAGAGAACAAGGACCUGUUCUUUGUGACCCGUGGUUCAGGGAUCCAGCCCUCCCCGGCACGCAGCUCCAGCUACUCUGAGUCCAACGAGCCCGACCUGGGCAUGGCCAAUGGCAGCAAAAGCCUCUCCAUGGUGGACCUCCAGGACCCACGUAGCUUGGAGGGGGGCUCCGGGGCGUCUGAAGGCCUGACCGAGAGCUGUGCUUCUGGGGUAGUCUGGUCAGCCAGGACCCCCCAGGGGAACAUCCCUGGAGGUCCCACCCUGCGGAGGCCGGGCCAGACCCCGACCACGCCCGGGUCGGAGAACGCUCCGGGCCCUGGUCGGCCAGCCCAGCUGCUUGCCCCGCUGUCGUUCCAAAAUCCCGUCUACCAGAUGGCGGCUGGCCUUCCCGUGUCGCCGCGUGCCCUCCCAGACUCUGGCUCUGAGUGCCACAGCUCGGUCAGUUCCCAUAGCAACAACGAGGACGGGCCCGGUGGUGGGGGGAAGCACUCUUUUGUGAACCACGGAGGAGGAAGGGGGGGCGGAGGGGGAGGGGGGGGAAGCAGCGGGGACGAGUACGCGCGGCGCUCUGGGGAGUUCACCCGCCGGCAGCUGUCCCUGACCGAGACCCAGCACCAGCCCGGCGUUCCGCGCCAGAACAGUGCCGGCCCCCAGCGCCGAAUAGACCAGCCCCCGCCCCCACAGAACGUCCUGAGGGGACGCACCCCCCCCACCCUGCUCAACAGCGGGCCCUACCCCCGCCCCUCCAGCGGCAGCAUGAUGUCGUCAUCGCCCGACUGGCCGGGCGCUGGGGCGAGGCUAAGGCAACAGUCGUCGUCAUCAAAAGGGGACAGUCCCGAGGCCAAGCAGAGGGCCCAACACAAACAGGCCCCCUCCCCAGUGCAGCCCAGUGCGUUGGACCGCACUGCCGCCUGGCUACUGAAUAUGAAUGUGCAGUAUUUAGACCAGGAGGGGAUGCACCCAGAGUCCAGACACAGAGACCAGCUCACUCAGGCCGAAAAGUACCAGCAGGAGAUCGCGGUUCUACAGGAGAAGCUGCGUGCGUCGGUCCAGAAGCUGGAGGAGUACGAGGCCUGUCUGAAGGGGCAGGACGAGCAGGCCCAGAAGGUUCUGAUGGAGUACCAGGCCCGUCUGGAGGAGUCAGAGGAACGCCUGCGUAGGCAGCAGGAUGACAAGGACCUGCAGAUGAAGGGCAUCAUCAGCAGGUUGAUGUCUGUUGAGGAGGAACUGAAGAAGGACCACUCGGACAUGCAAGCAGUAGUGGACUCCAAGCAAAAGAUCAUUGAUGCCCAGGAGAAGCGCAUAGCAUCUCUAGAUGCAGCCAAUGCUCGCCUGAUGAGCGCCUUGACCCAGCUAAAGGAACGUUACAGCAUGCAAAACCAGAGGAACGGCAUCUCUCCCACCAACCCCAGCAAGCUGCAGAUCACUGAGAACGGAGAGUUCCGGAACAGUAGCAACUGCUAGACAGAUAGAACCGAGAGACUGUGUGUGUUUGCGUAUAUGCGUGUAUGUUUGCAUGUGUGUGUCAUUGGGAAUGAGGUGCUUGUUGAGGACACUUCCAUUUAAGGACGUAUCACAGUUGUGUUUGGAAAUCCCUGUGAGGGCCAGAGGAGAGGAGGCGGGACUUCAGUUGUCAAACAGAAAAAAAGACAAGGACAGCAAAGGGACUUUGCUGACUAACGUUCAGUGAGUGGACGAUGGUCUGAGGAGACAGGAAAAGCAUGUAGAUAUUGAACUCCGUCAAUCAACCGAUGUGGAUGUUUCCAUUGGAUGUGUGCAGUUGCCGGGACAAUUUCAGACAUUGGCCCAUGUUUGGGACAAACCACUAUAUAAUCACACAAUGUCUGUGAAUGUCAAAGUUUCUCACCCUGAAAACCCUUCUCUCUUCCUCUCUUCCUUUUUUAUAAACUCCAGGUUAUGCGGGCAGUGUAAAAUAAAAAAAACUGCAUCAACAAAACAAUAUGAUAGAAAGCCUGAAAGAAAAAAUAGCUAUUUUUUUUAAAGUUUCAUUUAGAUGUUAUGUUCUUUUUAAAAACCAAAUGGGAGCUUCGAAGAGGUUUUUAGUCCUGAACAAUCAACUUUUUCUCCUCAACGUCUUUGGGUGUGUUCCAAAGUGCCCUCGCUGGCCCCAUCCCCCUUGUUCCCUGUGUGCUGCACUUUGUGAAAGUUCUUGGUACAGGAAACGCCUUAAGUAAAGAACGCACCCCGACUGUCCCUCAAUCUCCCCAACGUCCCCUGCAAAAAAGGCACAACUUAUACUGUGGAUUUAUAAAGGAAAAAAGAUAUUAUAUAAAUACAUCCAAUAAUGUAUAAGGAUUAACUCUAAAGUAAAUGAAACAAUGGUAGACUAUAUUAAUUACAUUUGAUAUAGAUGGAUGAAUUUAUUUCUUUUUGUCUCAUACAUGACGUAACUAUAUUUGAUAUUCUUGGUUAUGAACACUAUUCAGAGGAGUCGGAGUUGUAUAUUCAUCCCAUAUGAGAGUAUGACCCUGUCAGUCUAUUUAGUGGGCCUUGAGGGAAAAGUGAGUAGCACCAGUCAAAAACAAGUUAGGAACCAGCCAGGAAAAUCCGUCUGCUUUCUAAUACUCUUCAUUAUUAGUGUACUGUAGAGACACUGUGUGUUUGGGUCCACAAAUUGCUAUGCAGGUGACUGCAAAGAUCUCUCCUAACAGUGUGGCUUGCACUUUGUGAAACACGGACAUCAUCAGAGGUGGAGAUGGUUUGUUGUCAGACCUAGCAGCCCUAGAUGAGGCAGUGUUUGGGGCAUGUUUUACUGUGAGGCAGGGCUGGUCUGCAGGUCAUGAUGGUGGUGCUAGUCACUGCUCUGGCCCUGAGAGGUCAAUAAAAACCUCUCCGGUUCAUAAAGAGGUUUUGAAAACCUGCUACGUUAAUGUGAUGUCUGAUGUUUGUGUGUCCCUUCAGGGGUUGGGACCGGUCACUUUUCGUCUGUGAAGCCCUGUAGCACAAAAGGGAGAAGAGAGACACACACAUACACUGGACUGGCAUGGGUUGUCUGAUAACGAGGCCUCCCAUGUUAUGAUCACGCUCCACAACUCUCCUGUUAGACAGCAUGCUGCAUCAGACUGUGACUCCAUGUAGCUUUACUCCAUGUCUCUCUUGUCUCUCUCUUUCUCUUCCAUACUCUGUCUUUCUCUCUCUCUCUUUAUUCUGAAUGUGUAGAGGCUACUCUACUUCAGUUGGUCUUAAAGUGGGUUCAGUCCCUCUGAAUGAUCCUAGCUCCCUAAGGCUUGCCAUGGCAUUUCAGCAUCUAUAUUUUGUAUAUUUUUGUACUCCCUUUUCUUACCUUUACAGACUGAAUACGAGUGAGAAUCUGCAUGCUUCAUCCUGGCGCCAUAAAGCCAAUCGCAGUGCCAGAAACACCAUUUUGUUUAAGUUUCCAAUAUAGGAAAAUUCUUUUUUUUUUUUUUCUUCUGUUGUUUGAUUGGCUUGGGCAUACAGUAAAGACAGUGGCUAUAUUAUAACACUGCGUUGUAUCGAUGGGGCAGUCAGAUUGAGAUUGAAUGUGUAAAUAAAAUGUUCAUGAUAUUUUUACCUAAUGUUAUCACAAAGAGAACUUUUUUUGUUGUAAAUGUAACUUGUUGUGUUCAAACUCUCCUGUAUCCUUGUAGCUUCAUGGAUAUUGUAAAUAGUCUCACCCUCCUGUCAUCUGCUCUCUGUUUCCCCUGCUUCACCUCACAUUCACUGUCACAUUGUUGUUUUUGGAGCAAAGGACACCAUUUUCAUGAUAUCAGAAGUCACCUUUACAGAGUGCUUUACUGAGUGCUGCACGCCUGUCGGACAUCUCCAUCUUGGUCAGACCGUGGGCAGCUGGGUCUGUACGUCCGUACAUACACCAAUUAAAUCAAUCGAUACUCAAGCACAACCUCACUGCCUGUCAGUACACUGCAGUGUCCGGUCCAUUAAAUACAGCUGAUCUGUGAGAGGCACAUAGCGACAACGCAGGGAAGUGCCAUCCAGGCCCGUUUAGGCAAUCAUUUAUGAGUGAAGAGUUGUGUUGUUUAAUGAUAAGAUGGGAAUACAUAGUCCCCCACUGGGCCUGGCCUGAAGUCAGCCAACACACACAGUGCCCCAAGAAUGCCCACUUCACCAGGCUCAUCAAUGCCAGGGAGAUGCCAAACAUGAAGGAUCCGUCAAACGAUCUUCCACCAUUAUCAGUACAUGCCACCCAUACCAAUCUCACCCUGUGCAUGCCGGUCCAUUAGAAACGUCAUAGUUCACUCCUUUGCAUUAGGUCUACUCAUCCUCCACUUCUCCUCACGCGAUUGAUGAGAAAAUGAGAGAACCAGAGAUGGUAGGGAUGGACAUACUGUACAGAGAUUAUACACCCACUACCAUGCCCAUACUGUACAGAGGUUAUACAAUCACUAACAUACCCAUACAGAGCAGACAGUUCUAAGAAAUAAUUAGAUCUAUAAUGAAAAAAAUAUAAAUCUAUAAAUAAAGUAAGAGAUGUUGUAUGUUUUCUAAUAUCUUGUAGAAAAUACUUUUUGUAGGUAUGUUGAAAGUAAAGUAUUUGCUGGACGACAGUGACAAAAACAAUAAUGUACAGUACAGAGGAAUUUGUUUUGUGUUGACAAUGAAAAUUAUGUGGCUGUGCAAUUUAUGUACAUUUGCAACUAGACUUAUUAAAGUUUUAUUUAGCUAUUUUAAAUCCCA